AUGGGAUCUACUCCUGGCAUCGUGGAUAAUUACAUUCCAGGAUUCAGAGAUGAACUUGAAGAGUUCAGAAUUCCAAAGAUUAAAAUCUCUUUCGGGCUUUCUGUUACAAGUGUUUUGGAUCAACUAGGAAUGCGUUCGAUUUCAUUGUACCAUAAAGCUUGCGUGGAGAUCGAUGAAAAAGGUGCUGAAGCUGCGGCUGCAACUGCUGAUGAUGACGAUCAAGGUUUUGCUCUUGAUAUGGAGCCUCCUAAGAGGAAAGAUUUUGUGGCUGACCAUCCAUUUAUUUUCUUGAUUCGAGAAGAUAAAACUGGCACCAUUUUAUUCUUUGGUCGGAUCUUUGAUCCUUCAGAAACUUGUUCUUGA
This is a messenger RNA of Eruca vesicaria subsp. sativa (arugula), 363 nucleotides long. The record is from the annotation of a GenBank genome assembly. NCBI's taxonomy places the organism in Eukaryota, Viridiplantae, Streptophyta, Magnoliopsida, Brassicales, Brassicaceae.